Molecule: messenger RNA, 1728 nt
Organism: Homarus americanus (American lobster)
Lineage: Eukaryota; Metazoa; Arthropoda; Malacostraca; Decapoda; Nephropidae
Product: methylosome protein 50-like
Exons: 8
Coding region: 168-1232 (354 amino acids)
Biological process (GO): oocyte axis specification
Cellular component (GO): methylosome
Molecular function (GO): protein binding
Source: RefSeq, a predicted model, not a curated record
GUGAGAACUGGGGGAACCUCGGACUGAGAAGCACAAGCAAGUCCCUGGCUAAGAGCACAUGGGGGGGCAUUACUGACUCACCCGGGACUCACACCUCCAAGGUCUCGCUGGUUAUCUCUUCUCAAAAUCGCGUCUCUGUUUAUUACCAUCGACUAUUUAACAUCCUAAUGGCUAAUUCAACUGAGAGAGAAGAUCAUGAAAUGGAUAUCAACUCCCCAGAACAAGCUGCAGAGAUGCAGGAUGUGGCUGUUUCCCCAACUAUGGUGAAUCGGCUUGACACAACUCCCUGCCAGGUGGACAAACAUCUGGAUUUUGUUGUUGUUAACAAAAAUGGGCACCUUCUCAUGGGAAGUAGUAAUCUGAAUGGUCGGUACUGGGGAGGAUCCCUUUGGUAUUACGAUGAUGCUGCACUUGCCCCGAACGUGGAAAAAUGUCUUGUUGGAUAUGAAGUUGGCUCGGGUGUUGCUGAUGGAGUAUUUCUUGAUGACGAAAAAACAAUUCUAAUCGGACAAGACUGUGGCUCUGUAGAAUUCUUGAAAAUAUCAACCGAGGAGAACGAAACUAUGAUGUUAAGCGUUUGUCGUGUGGAGGAGCACCUCGAUGCCAUUACCUGCGUGAAGGUCACAUGCAAUAGAAAAACUGCUCUGACUGGAUCUGCAGAUAUGAGCGUAAGAACAUGGGAUUGCGAAACAUCAGUUGUUAGCCGCCUUCUGUCACCAGCACACUCCCAGCAGGUGACUGGGGUUUCUCCUCAUCCAUCAAAUGACCAACUAUUUCUCUCUUCUGGAAUGGAUGGGAAUGUUCUCCUUUGGGAUUUAAGAUGCCAGAAGCCUGCCUCUUGUGUAUAUCGUGAUUGGGAUGACAAGCCAGAAUGUAUAACAUGGAUAAGCAAUGGAAAUCCUGGCAGCUCUGGGGAAGAUCAUUUCUUGAUAGGCCUACAGAGUGGAAAUGUUGCCCUGCGGUGUACAACAAAUUUGAACCACAGCAUUAAUACAUUUCAAGCUUUUAAUAGACCACUCUACAGACUAAUGGCAAAUCCAACCAGACCAUCCCAAGUGGCUGUGUGUGCAAAUGACAGUAAAGUUGUGGUUAUUGAUAUUGAAAAUGAAGAAAUAAAACAUAGGUACGAGGAUGACCGCCACAGCGACUUUGUCCGAGGACUAACCUGGACAGAUUCCACGUCUCUCGUUACAUGCGGAUGGGAUAAAUCAGUCUACAUUCAUCAGUUAUAAAACCAUCUUUCACCUGCAUUAUGUUAAGAGAAGUAUAAUUUAUGUUUACUACUUUCCCAUGAAGGAAGGCUUCAUACUGGUAUGUACUGUAUCUCUCUUAAGGUGUACUGUAAUAACCACCUAAAAAAUUUUGGGAUGGAUGUUUGACACUCACAAUAUGGAAAGUGAAGUGAUACUCAGGAUCAUAUGUAUCUGCGUUUAUGAAGAUACAAUUUCACACAAUGAAGUGUAAUACAAAAAGAUACCCGGUGUGUACUGGUAUGAAACAUUUAAUACACUAAUGAAUCGCUUGAAACAAUAGAUUGGCCUGCAACCAAUUUCAGAUUUGAAAUUAGUUUGUUGAACAAUGGAAGAUAUAAAUGGUUAUAGUACUGCUGUGUUAUGCACUAUACAGUAUUGUACUUUAUUCUUUCAUACCAAGCUAAAUUGUUUUUGUACUAUUAAAGAGGAAUUUCUCAUAAUCAUGCAUACAUUUAUUAAAAAAGUCACUUGAUUA